AUGGAGUCCUUGUUCUCCGCUUUCGUCGGCAAGGCCGCCGUGGUAGACACGGUCCCGCACGAGGCUGCGGCGCAUGACUUGGAGACGGUCCUCCUCAUGGGUUUCAGCGGCCACUACGUGCGCAUCGGCGCCGAGCCGCACUACCUCGGGAGCAUGAGGCUGAUCACCUCUGGCUGCAUGAAGGUUGUGUGCGCUGCAGCAGACGACCUGCUGAAGGCGGCGGACGUGCGCGAUGGGCUGGUUGGCAAAAACACGUUGGCGCAUGCGAAGUCUAUCCUGAGUUCCCUGGCCAAGAAGGAGGACGCGUCGGGGCUGACCGAGCACGGUGCCCAGUUCUACCACGCCGUUGUGCAGGCGGGGCAGAUGCUCUUCGUGCCGCCGGGCUACGUCACGGCGUUUGCCGUCAUGAACGGCGACCCUUGCGGCUUGUGCCGCAAGUUCCUCUUGCCGAAGCGUGGCAGCGAAGAUCGUUUGGCCUUUCUGAGUGCGAGGGCCCCUGAAGAGGUGGCUGAAUGUCUAAAUCUUCUGAGGCAGGCGGUGUCUGCUAAGAGGCUCUGCGCUUAG
Messenger RNA from Prorocentrum cordatum, 564 nucleotides. NCBI's taxonomy places the organism in Eukaryota, Dinophyceae, Prorocentrales, Prorocentraceae. The record is from the annotation of a GenBank genome assembly.